This is a messenger RNA of Cariama cristata (Red-legged seriema), 855 nucleotides long. RefSeq names its product rho GTPase-activating protein SYDE1-like. The annotation marks the transcript as partial. Lineage: Eukaryota; Metazoa; Chordata; Aves; Cariamiformes; Cariamidae. The transcript is spliced from 5 exons. Gene Ontology annotation, biological process: signal transduction. The record is from RefSeq and is a predicted model, not a curated record.
UCCCCAGGUACCGUACGUCGCCUCUCCAUGAAGAUGAAGAAGCUGCCGGAACUACGGAGGAAGCUGAGCCUACGCAGCCCCCGUCCCCGAGGCCAAGAGGGUGGCACCUCACCCUCCGAAACCCGUAAGGAAUCCAGCAACGUCAUCAGUCGCUACCACUUAGACAGCAGCGUGGCUUCAAGACCGGGGUUGCCCUGCGGGGAGAUGCCGCCACGGUGCGGGCAGCAUAUUUCAGGUUUGGUGAGCGUCCACCUCCAUGGCGUGCGGGACCUGAAACCACCACGAGCCGAAGCCCGGGAAGUUUUCUGCGUCUUGCAGGUGGAUGCGGCUAACCGGGCUCGCACGGCUUUACUGCCGUGUAAGACGGCGUUCCUUGGUCUCAACCAUACCUUCAACCUCGAGCUGGAGGGUGCCCGGCACCUCAAGGUGAUGGUUUUCUCCUGGGAUCCCACCUCCUGCCGCAACCGUCUCUGCUGCCACGGCACCGUGGUCCUGCCCCACAUCUUCAGAGAACCCCGUGUUUUCGGCGUAGAGCUGGGUCAACUUGUGGAAAGGGAGAAGACGGCCACCAAGGUACCCUUGCUCAUCCAGAAAUGCGUGGCCGAGAUAGAGAAACGAGGGCUGAAGGUGGUAGGGUUGUACCGGCUCUGCGGUUCGGCCGCCGUCAAGAAGGAACUCCGUGACGCCUUCGAGAGGGGAAUCCUCAAGGAUUCCCUCCGGGAGCUACCCACGCCGCUCAUCACCCCCACGCUCUACCACGUCGUGCUGGAGGCCAUGGCCAAGCGACCACCUCGGACCCCCCCAGGAGAGCGGGACGCCGUCACCCUGCUCGAUUGCCUGCCCGACGUGGAGAAG